CAUCUUGAGAGUGGGAGAGCCAGCAUGAUUUAAGACAGUUCAACACUCAUUUGUUCCUUGCCCUGCUCUGUUGUAGGAAUACAAAUAUUUACUGAGAAAAACAGAAUCUAUUAUCGAAAGCACCAUGAGGAUCCUCUUUCUGCUAGCAACUGUAGCACUUGGUUGGGCACAAUAUAAUCCAAAUACAAGACCCGGGAGGACAUCUAUUGUUCAUCUCUUUGAAUGGAGUUGGACCGAUAUUGCUCUUGAAUGUGAACGCUACUUAGCGCCUAAUGGGUUUGGUGGAGUUCAGAUAUCUCCUCCAAGUGAAAAUGUUAUCAUUACUAAUCCAUGGAGACCCUGGUGGGAAAGAUACCAGCCAAUCAGCUACAAGCUUUGUUCACGAUCUGGUAAUGAAGAUGAAUUUAUAGACAUGGUGACCAGAUGCAAUAACGUUAGUGUUCAUAUUUAUGUGGAUGCUGUAAUAAACCACAUGUGUGCAUCUGGUCUUGGCUCUGAAAACAAUGCGACCUGUGGAAGUUAUUUCAAUGCAAAGACAAGAGAUUUUCCUGCUGUGCCGUACUCAGGCUGGGACUUUAAUGAUGGCAAAUGUAAAACUGGAAGUGGGGGCAUCGACAAUUACGGGGAUCUUGAACAGGUCCGUGACUGCCGCCUGGUUAGUCUUCUUGAUCUUGCACUGGAGAAAGACUAUGUACGUUCAAAGAUUGCUGAAUACAUGAACUACCUUAUUGAUAUUGGUGUAGCAGGCUUCAGAAUUGAUGCUGCCAAGCACAUGUGGCCUGGGGACAUGAAGGCAAUUUUAGAUAAACUGAAAGAUUUAAAUACUGAUUGGUUUUCUCUAGGAUCGAGACCUUUCAUUUACCAAGAGGUAAUUGACUUAGGUGGAGAAUCAAUCAAAAGCAGCGAGUACUUUGGAAAUGGCCGAGUGACUGAAUUCAAAUAUGGUGCAAAAUUGGGGACAGUCAUACGGAAAUGGAAUGGAGAAAAGAUGGCUUAUUUAAGGAACUGGGGAGAAGGCUGGGCGUUUAUGCCUUCUGAUAAAGCACUUGUCUUUGUGGAUAAUCAUGACAACCAGAGAGGACAUGGUGCAGGUGGAGCCUCUGUUUUAACUUUCUGGGAUCCCAGACAAUAUAAAAUGGCGACGGGCUUCAUGCUUGCCCAUCCUUAUGGAUUUACACGUGUGAUGUCAAGUUUUCGGUGGCCAAGAUAUUUCCAGAAUGGAAAGGAUAUUAAUGAUUGGGUGGGACCACCAAGCUUUGAGGAUGGAACAACCAAACCUGUUACAAUUAAUCCAGAUACCACUUGUGGAAAUGACUGGGUCUGUGAACAUAGAUGGCGCCAAAUAAGGAACAUGGUUAUUUUCCGAAAUGUGGUUGAUGGACAACCUUUCUCCAACUGGUGGGACAAUAAUAGCAAUCAAGUGGCCUUUGGACGUGGAAAUAAAGGAUUUAUUGUCUUCAAUAAUGAUGACUGGUACUUGAAUGUAACACUGCAAACUGGCCUUCCUGCUGGCACUUACUGUGAUGUUAUUUCUGGACAAAAGAAUGAUGACUACUGCACUGGAUUAGAAAUUGAUGUUGCUAAUGAUGGCACAGCUAAUUUCCAGAUUAGUAAUAAUGACGAAGAUACUUUUAUUGCCAUUCACGUGGAUGCAAAAAUGUAAUCAAAACUAUAUGCCUUUUUCUCUUCUCCUUAUGUUUUUAGCACGCAGGCAUGUAUAAUUCUCUGUCUAGAAAUAUCUCACAAGGAAUAAAAAAGCAUAAAAGUAUUUGGUUACACUUUUAAUAAAGAAAAACAUCAUUUCUGUGCUACCAUUAUACAGUAAUUAUCACUAGUGCUAAUACAGAUUAGUAAGUAUGAUACUAGUAGCAUGGUAUAGAAAUGCAACAUUUUAUUCACAAGAAGCAAAAGAAUGAAAAAUAAAAACAUUAA
Messenger RNA from Alligator sinensis (Chinese alligator), 1932 nucleotides. Its product is annotated as pancreatic alpha-amylase-like. Bases 125 to 1663 code for a protein of 512 amino acids. Gene Ontology annotation, biological process: carbohydrate metabolic process. The record is from RefSeq and is a predicted model, not a curated record. NCBI's taxonomy places the organism in Eukaryota, Metazoa, Chordata, Crocodylia, Alligatoridae. The transcript is spliced from 11 exons. Gene Ontology annotation, molecular function: cation binding; alpha-amylase activity.